Rotaria socialis is the source of this 843-nucleotide messenger RNA. The record is from the annotation of a GenBank genome assembly. Lineage: Eukaryota; Metazoa; Rotifera; Eurotatoria; Philodinida; Philodinidae.
AUGGCAACUUUUCCGAAGCAUUCUGAUCGUGAACGUUAUAAGCGUCACCGUAAUCCUUCCUACACGCAAGCGUCUAGUGAACACGUUUCCAUAGUUAAUGAAAGAAUACAUGGCGUCAAAUUACGACAUCGCCGUGCUGAAGGUCAAGCAACACUUUCAUUUUAUGAUAAUUUUUCUGGUGAUGAAAAUAAAAAUACAGUAUCAAAAUGGACUAUUGUCCGACAACGUCUGCCAGAUAUUCUGGCUCUUAGUGAGACAUACAAACCGGGAAGUGCUCGAGCUCAACUCAUCUUACUUGUUGCUCUAAUGAAUAAACAAGCAAGUGACCUUGUAGAAGAAUCGAGUCCAUCAAAAAUAAAUGAUCAUAGUAAUGCAAUAUCACAUAUUGUUCCAAGCAAUGUUAUUAUUGAUAUAAGUGGUCGUAGUCGAUUAAUUUGCUUGAAACGUAUACCAUCGCAACAGAUGAUUCAUGUUGAUGUUAAUGGCUUAUCGUUUUCUAUUCCUACACGUCAAUUUAUUUUGGCUGUUAGUCGUGGCUAUGCACACGAAACAGCUGCUAGAUAUUGUCCACCGGCUAUACGCGACAUGUUAAUUGAUUUGUCGAAAACAAAAAUUGUUGAAGAUCGUCAACAAUAUAGACGUGCGCAACUUAAAAAACGUUUCGGUAAAAUAUUAUUUUUUAGUAUAUUUGCAUUCAUUAUUGUAAUGAUGUUGGCACUUAUGUUUUGUGCCGCUGAUACAAUGUUUAAACUAGAUUCAUUUAAUAAAACAUUGACGUAUAUGCCAAUACAACGUAAAGUAUUAAAGCAAAUCGAUGAAAUGUAUUCAAUGAAAACACAAUGA